UGUCAAGCUGUGAUUGGUCGGCAUCAGCAGUCAGUGUGAGUCUCUGUGAGUGUGUGCGGUGUGUCAUAGAAACAGCAGGAUGGCGAUGGUUCCCCUUCUAGUCUCCGUCUGGAUCAGGUCUCUGCUGGUCCUGCUGAUCUGGUCCCGGUGUGAAGCCAGAGACUCGGAUCUGAACCACGUGACCUGCGGCUCGCUGGUCAAGCUGCUCAACACCAGACACAACGUCCGCCUGCACUCCCACGACGUCAAGUACGGCUCAGGCAGUGGACAGCAGUCUGUAACUGGAGUGGAGAUCGCUGAUGAUGCUAACAGUUAUUGGCAGAUUCGUGGGAAGCCGAACCAUCCGUGUCAGCGAGGAGCAGCCAUCAGGUGUGGUCAGGCCAUCCGCAUCACACACAUGAAGACGGGUCGAAACCUGCACACACACCACUUCAGCUCCCCCCUGUCCAACAACCAGGAGGUGAGCGCCUUCGGAGAGAACGGCGAGGGCGACAACCUGGACACGUGGACGGUGCAGUGUGACGGGAUCCACUGGGAGCGCGACGAGGCGGUUCGCUUCAAACACCUGGACACCGACGUCUUCCUGAGCGUGACGGGCGAGCAGUACGGCCACCCCAUCCGGGGCCAGAGAGAGGUGCACGGCAUGCCCACGCCCAACCAGCACAACUGGUGGCGCUCCAUGGAGGGCGUCUUCGUCCAGCCCAGCCAGGUGCCCCUACGCCACGACGAGCUCUGACACCAGCAGAGCCAGAGCGCGAGGAUUCCUGUUUCGUAGCUGUCCUGGACCAACUUUAUGUGCAAAUGAUGUUAAAUAUUUGACAUUUGACUGAUGAUUCACCGCUGUACAUGUGUAGCACUCUGGGUGGUCUGAGGUGACGGGAUGAUGUUAUU
Messenger RNA from Centropristis striata (black sea bass), 891 nucleotides. RefSeq names its product stromal cell-derived factor 2-like 1 (gene sdf2l1). The record is from RefSeq and is a predicted model, not a curated record. NCBI's taxonomy places the organism in Eukaryota, Metazoa, Chordata, Actinopteri, Perciformes, Serranidae. The transcript has 3 exons. The coding region runs from base 80 to 736 and encodes 218 amino acids.